Molecule: messenger RNA, 429 nt
Organism: Folsomia candida
Lineage: Eukaryota; Metazoa; Arthropoda; Collembola; Entomobryomorpha; Isotomidae
Product: tyrosine-protein kinase csk-1-like
Exons: 3
Coding region: 1-429 (142 amino acids)
Biological process (GO): protein phosphorylation
Molecular function (GO): protein tyrosine kinase activity; ATP binding
Source: RefSeq, a predicted model, not a curated record
AUGGGUAUCGCUCAAGGAAUGGUGUAUCUUCAAGAGAAAAACAUUUACGGGGUUACUUUAUCCGCACGAGAUAUCUGGCUGUCGUGGGAUUAUGUUGCGAAAAUUUCUUUGUCGACCUUGACCGGAUUUUGCAAUCAGGAAUCAGUUGAGAAUGGCGUGGACGAGGAUCCCGAAAGAGUCAGGUGGACAGCUCCUGAAGAGCUUUUAAACCCUUCGGGUCAUGUCCUUGACCCGCAUCAUGGAAUAGACGUUUGGUCUUUUGGAGUCUUAAUUUGGGAAAUUUUUUCAUGUGCCCAAACUCCAUACUUUCAGUGGCGUGAUGAUGACAAUUUGGAAGAGAAUUUGGCAUAUUUCUUACAUAGUGGGGGUCGCUUAGAUGUUCCCAGCGAUUUUACACCGGAAGCAAUGUAUGCAUUCAAAAUACACUAA